Emericellopsis atlantica is the source of this 1398-nucleotide messenger RNA. RefSeq names its product pseudouridine synthase. Gene Ontology annotation, molecular function: RNA binding; pseudouridine synthase activity. Lineage: Eukaryota; Fungi; Ascomycota; Sordariomycetes; Hypocreales; Bionectriaceae. The record is from RefSeq and is a predicted model, not a curated record. Gene Ontology annotation, biological process: mRNA pseudouridine synthesis; tRNA modification. The transcript has 3 exons. The coding region runs from base 1 to 1398 and encodes 465 amino acids. Gene Ontology annotation, cellular component: mitochondrion.
AUGCGAUCGGCAAAGGACCUCUUCAGGAUGGCUUCUGAGGUUGUCCGCGAAGGCUGCUUGGCCAUCAACAAGCCCCGAGGACUCAGUUCCGCCCAAGUCAUUCGUGACUGUCAAGAAGCGUUCAGCGACACAGCCGUAUUCAAGCCAGUCAUCUCGGCCGAACUCGCAAAACUAAAGAACAAUGGGGGCACCCGCAUUAAGCCCCAGAGGCUGCGACAAGCCCAAAAGCUCAAGAUUGGACAUGGAGGAACACUCGAUCCCCUGGCGACGGGCGUUCUCAUUCUAGGCAUUGGGUCUGGCACAAAGGAUCUCUCCCAGUUUCUGGGAUGUGUCAAGACGUACGAAACGGUGGUCCUCUUUGGUGCCAGCACAGACACCUACGAUCGAGUCGGGCGCAUUUUGACAAAGCGACCAUACGAACAUAUCACGCGCGAGAAGGUCGAGGAGGCGCUGGACAGCUUCAGGGGGUGGCAAAAUCAAGUCCCACCACUAUACUCGGCGCUCAAGAUGAACGGCAAGCCUCUCUACGAAUAUGCCCGCGAAGGCAAGCCGAUCCCCCGCGAGAUCGCGAGCCGCGAGGUCGAGGUGAAACAGAUGGAUCUGGUGGAAUGGUAUGAACCAGGAGAGCACCCCCAUCGGUGGCCCACGGAAGAGGCAGAAGCUGCAGAGCGUAGUCUGGCGGAGCAAGUCUGGAACGUCAAGAAGGCGCAAGAGACUGGCAAGAAGCUGACGCCGGAAGAGAAGGUGGAGGAAGACGAGGCCGUGGCGGCCCACGAGAACUUCAAACGCGAAUUCGAACAGCGACAGGAUUCUCUCAUCCGGGAUGCCCCUUCGAAACGUCGGCAGAAUGGGAGGGAGCCGCCGAUGAUGUCGGGUGCCCUUGGCCAGAUGCCUGAAGCCAAGAAAGGCGGCGAACGUCGAAAGGGCGACGUGGACAUCCCCGAGGUAUCGGCAGACACGCCUCCACCGUGGACUGACAAGGGCCCUGCCGCUUGCAAGAUCCGCAUGACCGUGUCGUCUGGCUACUAUGUACGCAGUUUCUGCCAUGAUCUCGGGAUGAAGCUCGGCUCGGCUGGUCUGAUGGCCGAGCUGGACCGCAUCCGCCAGAGUGACUUUACAGUGGGCGGGGUGAACUGUCUCGAAUACACCGACCUCGCAAAGGGCGAGGCUGUUUGGGGUCCCAAGGUGCUGAACAUGUUAGCACGCUGGAAUGGCGAGCCGUCGGAAGACCUCCCCCUUGUCGAUGGCGAAGCAAAGAAGGCCUCAAAGGCGGACCAGCGCAACUCGCCCAAGCCCGCGCAUACCUCGGAGAAGAGAAAGUCACCACCCACACGAACCAGCGCCUCUCCGCCGCUCAAGGUGCAAGAUGAGAAGUCAUGGAAUGGCAUCGAAGACUAG